AGAGGGUUUAAGCACAGCAGUAGUCUCUGACUCUCUGGUGCUUCAAUGGAAGCCUUGAGACCCCUUGGCCUUGGCCUCUAUACCACUCCAAGCCUCCUACUCUCAUUGCCCCAUCCUCGCAAACUCCACAAGUUCAGCCCCUCCUCUGGCGCCGGCGGUGCUUGUAGUAGUGGUAGUAGUAGCCUCUCCACCACCUGUUCCGCCAGCAAAUGGGCCGACCGCCUCAUCGCCGACUUCCAAUUCCUUGCCGACCCCUCAUCCGAUCAAUCUCUCUCCUCAUCCACGGCCACUCUCCCUCCUCCACCAACACCACCUCUCGCUCCUCCGGACGACCGCCACGUGUCCAUCCCCCUCGACUUCUACCGCGUCCUCGGCGCCGAGUCGCAUUUCCUCGGCGAUGGCAUUAGGAGAGCUUACGAAGCGAGGGUUUCGAAGCCCCCGCCGUACGGGUUCAGCGACGACGCUCUGAUUAGUAGAAGGCAAAUCCUCCAAGCCGCUUGCGAAACCCUAACGAACCCUAGCUCACGACGAGAUUACAAUCGAGGCCUCGUGGAAGAUGAGCUUGGAACCAUUUUCACACAAGUCCCAUGGGACAAGGUUCCUGGGGCUUUGAGCGUGUUGCUAGAGGCUGGAGAGACUGAGCUAGUUAUUCAAAUUGGGGAGGAUUUGCUUAGAGAGAGGCUGCCCAAAUCGUUCAAGCAAGAUGUCGUCUUGGUGUUGGCACUGGCAUAUGUUGACAUGUCGAGGGACGCAAUGGCAUUGGCUCCACCGGAUUUCAUUCGGGGUUGCGAGGUGCUAGGGAGGGCUUUGAAGCUCUUGCAGGAGGAAGGGGCCAGUAGUCUUGCACCAGAUUUACAAGCACAGAUUGAUGAGACAUUGGAAGAGAUCACCCCACGUUGUGUUCUGGAACUGCUAGCUUUACCUCUUGGUGAUGAGUACCGGUCGAGAAGGGAAGAGGGUCUCCGUGGUGUACGUAACAUUUUGUGGGCUGUUGGAGGAGGGGGAGCUGCUGUUAUUGCUGGGGGAUUCACGCGUGAAGAUUUCCUGAGUGAGGCAUUCUUGCGUAUGACAACAUCUGAGCAGGUCGAUUUAUAUGCAGCCACACCACCUACUGUGCCAGCAGAAUGUUUUGAAGUUUAUGGAGUGGCACUUGCACUUGUUGCACAAGCCUUUUUUGGGAAAAAACCUCAUCUCAUAAAAGAUGCUGAUAACCUGUUCGAGAAACUUCAGCAGGCUCAGGUAACAGCUCUUGAUAAUGCUGUCCUUGCCUAUUCUCCCAGAGGAAACCCUGAGGUAGACUUUGCGUUGGAGAGGGGCCUUUGUUCACUACUUGUAGGGGAGCUUGAUGAGUGUCGUUCAUGGUUGGGCUUGGACAGUGAUAAUUCACCUUACAGGAAUCCAUCUGUUGUAGACUUUAUCUUGGAGAACUCAAAGGAUGAUUAUGACAAGGAUCUUCCUGGGCUUUGUAAACUGUUGGAGACAUGGUUGAUGGAGGUGGUUUUUCCCAGAUUUAGAGACACUAAAGCUAUACAGUUCAAGCUUGGUGAUUACUAUGAUGAUCCUAAAGUCCUUAGAUAUUUAGAAAGGCUGGAGGGUGUUGGUGGUUCACCCUUAGCUGCAGCAGCAGCCAUAGUGAGGAUUGGCGCUGAGGCUACUGCAGUUCUUGAUCAUGUUAAGGUUAGUGCGAUUCAGGCAUUGCAGAAGGUGUUUCCUCUAGGUCAAAGGGACCAGAAUACUGAACAUCAAGAAGAUGGUGACUUGAAUUACUCUGUUCCUGCCAUAGAAAGUGAAGAGCCUCAGGGAGAACCUGAUCAAGGUGAUUCUGCCAAUAUAGCUGAGAUUUCUGGAAGUAAUAGCUCUGGUGAAAUACUUGAGGAAGAAUUGAUGACUGACAAAAUUAAAGAUGCAAGUGUGAAGAUUAUGUGUGCUGGUGUGGUCAUUGGGCUAAUGACUUUGGUUGGCUUGAGGUAUUUACCGGCUAGGAACAGCUCAUCCAUUCUACGUAAAGAAGUUCCUUCAACGAUGGCAUCGGAUGUCAGUGUAGGGGUCUCAGGAGAUGAAAAGGCUGGGGAGGAAUUACCCAAAAUGGAUGCAAGGAUUGCAGAAGGUCUAGUUCGCAAAUGGCAGAACAUUAAAUCUCAGGCCUUUGGACCUGAUCAUUGCCUAGAAAGAUUGCCAGAGGUUUUGGAUGGUGAGAUGUUGAAGAUAUGGACAGAUCGUGCCGCUGAAAUUGCCCAACUGGGUUGGUUCUAUGACUAUGGUCUGUUGAACCUCACUAUUGACAGCGUCACCGUGUCACUAGAUGGGCGGCGUGCUGUGGUUGAAGCAACUCUCAAAGAGUCAGCCUACCUAACUGUUGUGGACCGUCCGGAGCAGAAUGCCUCCAACACCAGAACCUACACGACAAGGUAUGAGAUGUCUUGCUCCAAUUCGGGAUGGAAAAUUACCGAAGGAGCCGUCCUCGAACCAUAAUGAGAUGACACAAAACAGAAUGAGGUUCAGUGUAUAUAGUAUAUACCAUCACUGUUUUUGUUGGUAUCAUUCUUAGAUUGUUAUCUAUCGUAUUGUUAAGGUUUUUUUUUA
Corylus avellana is the source of this 2583-nucleotide messenger RNA. It is a transcript of the gene ARC6, whose product is annotated as Chaperone DnaJ-domain superfamily protein. Gene Ontology annotation, cellular component: chloroplast inner membrane. Gene Ontology annotation, biological process: chloroplast fission. The record is from RefSeq and is a predicted model, not a curated record. NCBI's taxonomy places the organism in Eukaryota, Viridiplantae, Streptophyta, Magnoliopsida, Fagales, Betulaceae.